UUCUGAGAGAGGUUCUGUAAAUAAAUGUGGUAUCAUGUAUUGGGGCCUGAGUCCAGCCCUGGACUUGCUCUCCGUUCUGGAGAGCCUCUCGGUGACCUGCAAGACCUCCGAGGAGGUGAACAUCCUCAUCACCGGGAGCUUCGACUGCCGACACGUCCUGCAAACGCUGGCCAAGCGCUACACCCACGCCGACCGCCGAAUUAACUUCUUCGUGCUCGAAGUAGUCGAGGAGCAGUACGGGCGGCAGCUUCUGCUCCUGACGACGGCGCUGGAGCUGGGGGAGUCGGUGGGUCCGGCGGAAAAGCCCCGGCUCUGGAUGGAGAUCUACGGGAACACGUUGGUGAGGCCGAGGACUCUGGAUUAUCUCCGACAGAGGGCGGCCUUCCUCGUCAAGUUCCUCACCGACCCGGACGCGAGACGUGCCAUCCCUUCGCUCAAUUUGUCCUUGCUCCAGUACAAAGAGAUCGACACCCUCGAGAACGUGUUUUCUUUCUUCAUGAAAAAUAAGGCGUUCAACCCGGUGCGAGGGUGGGACGAGAAGCUGCGGCACAGUCUGGGAGCGCGCUACGACUUCCGCGAGGGGGUGUUCGACUGGGACCUCCAGAUGAAGCUCAAGGGGAUGCCCGGCUGCGGGGUGAUCAGCUCGCAGGAGUACCGCUACUGGCGGAAGAGCGGCGUCGCCUUCACCUGGCUCGAGACAGAGACCUCCGAGCCAAAUCCCACCCUCGUCUCCGGCAUCCACAGGGUCGGGAGCCAGCUCCGGUGCUGCGGGCUCAUGGGCAGCGUCGUCAACGGACCCUUCGCCGCUUUCGGCCUCACCGUCAGCUGCGAGGACGAGGAGAUGUUGAAGACGACUUUCGAGAAAAGGUAUAUGAAAAGAAGCACGGAUUUAUUCGAAAGGAAGUUGCUGCGAAUGUUCCACGAAAUCGAGAACGGAAUGCCCUACGUGCAUACUGAUAACUCGGAAGACCUAAACCUCGGAGUUACGAUAAUCGAGCAGAAGAAUAUAGAGAUCGAGAAGCUGCCUCUGGAACGAGACGACGCCGAAAACAAAAUAGUACCGGAAACCGAUCAUGAAAGCGUUCAACUUCCGGGGGUCACGAUUAAUUUCCUGCCGUGUAAAACAUUCCGUGCUUUACCGGAAAAGUAUGCGGAUUUUUUCGAUGUGAUUUGGGUCGGGCACAAUUUAGUCGACCACGUCGCUUCGAGCGACCUCCUCAAGUCGGGAUCGACGCAAGGGGUCCUUCUGGUAGAAAGCAGCUCGCUUUUAGUGCACUAUUCGAAGGACGAUCAUUCGAAAUACGAGAGUAAGGUUGAGGAGCUGGCAACCGAGCAUCAGUAUGAGAGGGUGCCUGGACAGAAAUUUUCUGAGCUUAGUGUCGCUGUUUUUAAGAAAAAAUUAUGCGAAAGCUAAUUUUAGUUAUUUUCUUGUUAAGACGAGUCCGUUUUUUUAGAAUGUGCCGUUGCUCAUCUAACGUAAAGGUAUAGUUAAGUUUAGGGAUGAACCCUACACUGUUCCUAUGACUCCUUGGUUUCUAAGGCUUUCUUGGAAAUGGAGGUA
Molecule: messenger RNA, 1561 nt
Organism: Bemisia tabaci
Lineage: Eukaryota; Metazoa; Arthropoda; Insecta; Hemiptera; Aleyrodidae
Gene: Dnaaf3
Product: Dynein axonemal assembly factor 3
Biological process (GO): axonemal dynein complex assembly; motile cilium assembly
Source: RefSeq, a predicted model, not a curated record